Molecule: messenger RNA, 522 nt
Organism: Mesorhabditis belari
Lineage: Eukaryota; Metazoa; Nematoda; Chromadorea; Rhabditida; Rhabditidae
Source: the annotation of a GenBank genome assembly
AUGGAUUGCCCGUCGUAUCUCGAGACUGGAGAUCUCCCGAAAACCUUUCCACCACAAGCACCACAUCAAUGUACUCUUCAAACUCCAGCAUGGAUCGACUUUCGUCAAAGCAACAAAAUUUUUCUCGCCUUUAUCGCCACUUUAUUCAUUCUCGUUGACAUGUCGUUUUUGUUUGCGCACCAUUUGAAAGACGUGCAAACAACAUGGGAAAACGUUUACGCGGCGGAUCCUUUUGAUUUGGUUCACACAAUCGCCGGCACGACACUUCCACUUAUCUAUAUCGCCUUUUACUUGUGUGCAAUGCAUGCGGUGGUGUUCACACGACCGUCUCUCCUUCGGGCUUUCGAGAUCUAUUUGGGAGUGGCGAUCAUUAUAAACGUUCUACAUCUCAUUUUUCACAUUAUCACCAAGAUUCUCUAUGAAACAUUGAUCAUUAUUGUUGUAGAUAUUGUUUGGUCAAUCGUUGUGUUUUACGUGGCAAGAAGUCAUGUCCAUUAUAUGAACGAAUGCAUUACAUGCUAU